Molecule: messenger RNA, 4556 nt
Organism: Podarcis muralis (Common wall lizard)
Lineage: Eukaryota; Metazoa; Chordata; Lepidosauria; Squamata; Lacertidae
Gene: PCBP4
Product: poly(rC) binding protein 4
Molecular function (GO): RNA binding
Source: RefSeq, a predicted model, not a curated record
GUGUGCAUUGUUCCUUUAGUGUCUCCUUUAUCCGCUGUAAUUGGAUCCUGGAGGGAGCCGGCGAGCAAAGGAGGGGCCGAGGGAGGCUGGGCGGGAUUGCAGGGGGAGGCAAAAGAGUCCCGAGGCUUCGGCCUCCCUCGCCUGUCAAGCCUUUGAUUUCAUUGUUCCGGGCUGAUGUCACUCCCAGUUGUCACAGACGCUUCUCCGGGUGACAAUGUGGGACUAGGAGGAGGCGCGGCAAGGACCCCCCUGGACAGACCCCGAAGAUUUGGCGCCUUCCGCUCCUGCUAGACCCUGGGUGUUGGUUUCCUUAGGAGCAGACCCAUGCAUUCCUACAUCAUGGCAUCACCAGACAGGAUGAGUGGCUCAGAUAAUGGACUAGACGAAGCAGAACUCAGCAUCACUCUCACCCUUCGAAUGCUUAUGCAUGGGAAGGAAGUUGGCAGUAUCAUAGGCAAGAAAGGAGAGACUGUGAAGAGGAUACGGGAACAAAGUACAGCCAGGAUCACAAUUUCAGAGGGAUCCUGUCCAGAACGGAUCACCACUAUCACAGGAUCCACUGAUGCAGUUUUUAGAGCUGUUUCCAUGAUUGCUUUCAAGCUGGAGGAGGAUCUGGGAACAGGAGCUGCCAAUGGAGGAACUGUCUCCAGGCCACCUGUCACACUGAGGCUGGUCAUUCCAGCCAGCCAAUGUGGCUCGCUCAUUGGCAAAGCAGGAGCCAAAAUCAAGGAGAUCCGAGAGACCACAGGAGCACAGGUCCAAGUGGCUGGAGACCUCCUCCCCAACUCCACCGAGAGGGCUGUGACAGUCUCUGGAGUACCAGAUGCCAUCAUCCAGUGCGUGCGACAGAUCUGCGCUGUCAUCUUGGAGUCUCCACCAAAAGGCGCCACUAUUCCCUACCACCCCAGCCUGUCCUUGGGAUCAGUUCUUCUUUCAGCCAAUCAGGGAUUCUCCAUGCAAGGACAGUACAGUGGUAUGUCUCAAGCAGAGGUGUCGAAGUUGCAGCAGCUUUCUGGGCAGCCUGUCUCAUUCGCUUCCUUGGGACAAUCUCCAUCAAUAGUAGCAGCCCUGGACACGAACGCUCAGAAUAGCUCUCAGGAGUUCCUGGUUCCUAACGAUCUCAUUGGCUGCAUCAUUGGCCGCCAGGGCAGCAAGAUCAGCGAGAUCCGGCAGAUGUCCGGAGCACACAUCAAGAUUGGGAACCAGACCGAGGGCUCUGCUGAGCGUCACGUGACCAUCACCGGCACCCCAGUCAGCAUCACUUUGGCUCAGUACCUCAUCACAGCCUGUUUAGAGACGGCCAAAUCUACCUCCCAGACGCCCCCCGUUGACCUCGGCAUGACUUUCUCCCAGCCCCUCACCCCUUCGCCAGCCCCAACGCUGACAGCAGUGGCCGCGCCUCCCCCAGCCUUGCUUGGUGCCCCCUAUGCCAUCUCCCUAUCCAACUUCAUUGGCCUGAAACCCGUCCCCUUCUUGACGCUGCCUUCCUCAGCCGCGGGGCACAAUGGCAGCCUUGCCACCUACACGACCAAGAUCUCGACAGCCAAUGCCAGCAAGAAGGCUGAGAGGCAGAAGUUCUCCCCAUACUGAAACAGGAAGGUGGGGCAGGGAGGGGAAACCUUAGGAGGACCCUCACACGCUUUGUUAGAUGGCAUCAGCGUCGGGCCGCUCCAAAGCGAGACUACCUGGGGAAAGAGGUGAGGGGGGGAGCCAAAUGUGCAGGAAAGGAAGUGUUUGUGGGAGAGGAUAACCGAGACAGCUCUUGCAAGCAGUGCUGGCCAUGAGACAGUCAGGGAAGUGGUGCUUCUGCAGAGCUCCCACCCGAUCCUGGCUAAAGAUAUGUCUAUCAUGGGUAAGAGCAAUCAAGCCUCAUAGUUUUGCUUCCGUGGAACAAAUCUCUGCCCCACACUAUAAGGUGGUGUUAUCCUUUACCUUCCAUAAACCUUCCUGAUCGCUUUCAGCAAUGAAGAUGAAGAGGUUCUCUCUCCAUCUGGUUUCUUGACAUGUUUUCUUUUUUAAGGAAAACAUGUUACUUAAAGACAAUUGGAACCCCACUCAAAUUCUUUGUACUGUAUUGAUAGAGCUGGAGGUCUUGGGAAAGGUCCCAUCUCGACUGUGGCACUGGCUAGAGCUUGUUAGACCUUUGGUGAUCCUAACAGAGAACAUGCUAUGCUACUCUCUCUCAUGGGUUGCAUUUCCAAGAGCAGAACUGGAAAAGGGUUCUGAUUUCUAUAGAACUGGAAGCUGUGCAUGUCCUAGAAAUCACAGAAUGUACCAAAAAGGAUAUUCUUCAGUGUUUUUUUGUUUUUGUUUUUUGCCUAGCACUUCUCUCCUAAUAUAUGACGCUGGCUGUGAGUUCCAUUUUAGCUGGAUUAGAAUACAGGAUGGGGUUUUCAUGACUGUUCAGCUUGGGCCCCGACCUCCUGCAAGUGGUUGAAGGGAAUUAGUUUUCACCAGACAUCCCUCUAAUAUUUAGCAUGAACUGGCACAGCGUAUGCAAGAAUUUGCUGGAUCAGACCAGAGCCCCAUCCACCCCAACAUUAUGUUCACCCAUUGGCCAACUCAGAUGCCCAUGGGAAGACCAGAGGCAUAUAGUUGUCUUCCCUCACUGAGAAACAGAGCAGUUCUUUAUAAAUAUUCCCUAUCUGUUACAAGGUAAGAGCUUCCAGCACUGGCAAUCCCAGCUGGUCACCUUAUCGUAUGUGGGCGACAUCUCCCCUCAUUUAACUUUAUGGCAGAAAUCCGUCCUCAUAUAUAUCUGGCAGGAUGUGCGAUAUCUUGCCAUGCCACUCAUCUUUGGGUUUAUCUCUUGCUGUCAUGGGAUGACAUCUCCAAUAAGUGCUUUCUAAUUUUGCUCUCAUCUCUUGCAGUGCAAUCCCAAGCAUAUUUGCUCCAGAAAUAAGCCCUUACCCCUUCCGUCACUCAUUAGUGGAUAUAGGACUGCAGCCUUAGUGAAUUCUGCCACAUUUUGUUCUCUUUGUUAUCAGUAUUGUAAGGGCACUUGUCUAGUCAGAACAUGCCCAUGAGAGUCAAGAGGUGGCGCCCUGAGACCUCAGGUUGAAGCAGAUGCCCACCUUGGUGAUUUCUGGUUAAAGUUACCAACAUGUAUGUCUGGCACUUACACUUGCGUCCUAAACAGACGGCCAUCACAACAGCAUAUAAUUCAUCCAAACCGCACCCCAAAAAAUUAUCCCCAUGGAUUAAAUGUACCAUAUAGCCAAGGAUUCCAUGGCUAAUUUCUUAGUUGGUUUGCACAUUGGCAUGGGUUCACCAAAUUGGGUCGGAUUGUUGGCUAAUUGACAGGUUGUCAAAAGACUGCACAAUUCACUGUCAACACUUUAUAAGGCAUUAAGUGGAAGGUGAUUGUUGAACAGACCUGGAGAAAACGGAUGAAACGAACACAGCAAAAACUCAACUUGGCUCUUGUAGCCAUGAAGUAGUUGGCUCAUGAUAAGCAAAGGUUAGUAGUCACAGGCCUGUGUGGAGGAAAUGCACACCAAAAACGAAACAUUGAAAUUCUGCAUGCGGCCGAUGCAAAUCCUGGAAAGCUCUUUUCUAUGACCAGCAUAAAUCAUACAAAUGUGCAUAUACUUCUCCUAUUUUUGUAUAAUGUUGUUUGCUAUUUGGCAAUAAAAUAAAUCCUCCUUUGGGAGGAAGGGCAGGGUAUAAAUGGUAUGAAUGAGUAAAUAAAUAAUACUGGAUUUGCUAAACAUGGCAAAAGCACGGAAGCCUCACCCAAACCCCACUGCCUGGGAAUUUUUUGCAGGAGGCUCAUCUCAGCCACUGAGAAGCACGUCUCUGCAGCAUAGCCAAUGCUUUCUCUGUGCUCCUUCAGGAAUCACAGGCUACACUCAGCCCUGAUUAUGUUGGGACUGGUUUACUGAACCAAAGCUGUCAGGGGAGGGAAAAAAGAAGCCAAACAGGCUGCAAAAAGGAGACAAUUGAGGUUGAUUUGGUGUAGUAGUAUCUUUACAAUCUCAAGAAGCAACAGGAUCUCAGAUUUGCCCUCAGUUACACAUUGAUUUGGUAGCAUAGAGUAGACUACCUACGCCUGUUUAAGCACUGAUUAAAUAGUUUCAGCAGAUUCAUGUAUUUAUUGCAGCCUUUCCUCAAGCUGGUGCCCUCUGGGUGCUUUGAACUACAGUUCCCAUCAUGGCUGGGGCUGACAGGAGUUCUGGCCAGAGGCAACCAAGCUGGGGAAUGCUCAUUGAAUGCGUCAAAUUCUCAGGUGGUGUAAUUCAGGUUUCCACAAAAACACAGGGGAAUGGAGCCAAAAUUUCCUAUUCCUACAAACCAAUCUAACCAGUUGUCCAUUUCGCCUUGUUCCCUGGCUGGUCCCAAUCUCUCUCACUUCCCUGCAUCACUCGCUGGCAAAAAAAAAGCUUCUAUCUCUUUUUAACCCUUUUUAUUUUUGGCUGCUCCAAGGAAUGCCCCACCUCCUAUCCCAUGAUCCUCUUUGGCUUGUCUUUGAAAAUGCUGUACAUAUAAUUCUAUAUUUUUUCCUCCUUUGUAACUUAUGAUUGAUUUAAUAAAAAUGCAAACUUUGUCAACUCAGA